GAGAAAUAUCAACACAAAAUUUAUUCUUUAUUAACAUAAAAUCAAGUUAAUAGAUCUAAAGAGUCAAAUGAAGUAGGAUUUUAAUUAAAUUAAGAGAAACGGAAGUUACAAACAACAAGUAGAAAUAGAUAAUAAUAAUAAUAAUAAAAAUAAAGAAAAUCUUGCCUUUGAAAGAUUCAAGAAGUGAUUAUGAAAUAUGGCGGUCCUCUCGGAUGUGAAAUAAAUGAUAAAAUUACAAAUAAAACUGUACGAUUUGACGCUAUACCUCACGUAAGAAAUUUUCAUACAUUUGGACCUUUAAAGCGAGUUAGUGGUAAAUCUAAUCCACUUUAUAGCAUGAAUAUGGGAGUUAGAAACUUUGGAAAAUCUUUUAGGCAAUUUAAAAAUGUAUCUUAUGAAUUUCGUUCAGACGGUUUCGCCGAGGUUGAUAAACUUGAGGAGGUAGAAGAGCUAAUUCCAACAGUUUCCAAUUAUAAUAUAACAACUGGAGAACUAACAACAGUAACCGAUGCACCAAGAAAUGUAACUGUGCAAUGGAAUAUACGGGCAUUUAAUCGUCUUGAAAAGGAUUUGUUGUACCGCAUUCAUUCUUCACCAAAAUAUGUAUAUAAGGAGAAUGAAGCACUAGAUAUCAAUAACAUUCAAAUGGAUCAUGAUUAUCCAAUCUUGACAUGUAUUCUUGUUACUUGUUCUAUGAUAUUAUUUUCUUUUGUACUUUGUAAGCUGUUUGUCUUCAAAUGUGUUCGAGGAUUCCUAAGGAAUAUGUUUUUCAAGGAAUAUAAUUGACAAUGAUUUUUUUUUUUCAAAUAUCGCCAUUAAUUUGUUAGUUUAUUGAGUUAAUAUGUCUGUAAGUAGCAGAUAUAGUAGGGUAUAAUUGAUGUAAAAUUACAUGUUUUCUUUCUGAGAAAUGAGUUAUUUUCAGAUGAUUUAUUCGCUUUCAUUAGAAAAGUACAAUAUUGCGCUUUAAUUAGGCGUGUCAUGCUAAAUUAUAAUAUCUAUUACACCAUAUGUCAACGACUUAAGUAGACUUUUUAUAGCGUGUGAAUAAGGCAUUUUAUAA
This is a messenger RNA of Dimorphilus gyrociliatus, 1060 nucleotides long. Lineage: Eukaryota; Metazoa; Annelida; Polychaeta; Dinophilidae. The record is from the annotation of a GenBank genome assembly.